CAACACAAAGCAACAUGACAACUACUGCUGCAUCAACUACUGCAACACAAAGCAACAUGACAACUACUGCUGUGUCACCUACUGCAACACAAAGCAACAUGACAAUUACUGCUGCAUCAACUUCAGCAACAAAUAGCAACAUGACAACUACUGCUGCGUCUACUACUGCAACACAAAGCAACAUGACAAUUACUGCUGCAUCAACUUCAGCAGCAAAUAACAACAUGACAACUACUGCUGCAUCAACUUCAGCAACAAAUAGCAACAUGACAACUACUGCUGCAUCAACUACUGCAACACAAAGCAACAUGACAACUACUGCUGCAUCAACUUCAGCAACACAAAGCAACAUGACAAUUACUGCUGCAUCAACUUCAGCAACACAAAGCAACAUGACAAUUACUGCUGCAUCAACUUUAGCAACAAAUAGCAACAUGACAACUACUGCUGCAUCAACUUUAGCAACAAAUAGCAACAUGACAACUACUGCUGCAUUAACUACUGCAACACCAAGCAACAUGACAAUUGCUGCAUCAACUUCAGCAACAAAUAGCAACAUGACAACUGCUGCUGCAUCAACUACUACAUCACAAAGUAACAUUACAGCUACUACUGCAACAACUACAGACCUAAAAAGCAACACUCCAACCACAGUUACAACUACAGAGUCACAAAGCAACAGUCCAACAACUCCAACAACUACAGCACUAACAAGCAACGAUCCACCAACUCCAACAGCUACAGCACAAACAAGCAACGAUCCGCCAACUCCAACAACUACAGCACUAACAAGCAACGAUCCGCCAACUCCAACAGCUACAGCACUAACAAGCAACGAUCCAACAACUCCAACAACUACAGCACUAACAAGCAACGAUCCGCCAACUCCAACAACUACAGGUCUAAGAAGCAACGAUCCGCCAACUCCAACAACUACAGCACUAACAAGCAACGAUCCGCCAACUCCAACAGCUACAGGUCUAAGAAGCAACGGUUUGACAACUCCAUCAACUACAGCACUAAGAAGCAACACUCCAAUCACAGUUACAACAAUUACAGCAUCACGAAGCAACAGUCCAGCCACAACUACACCAAGUCCCAUUUUGCCAUCUUUGAUCACCAGCAUGUCAACUUUAUUGCCAUACAUGACUGUGUCAUCGCAGUCAUCGAAUCCUCAAGCCCCGCCUUCAGGAGGUUCAAGGAGGAAGCGUUCCGUCCCCCAGAACAGCGACAGUUUGACGAUAAGCAGCAAUGACACAGCUUUGGUUUUUCAAGGAAUGGAAGUGUCCUGCUCUAUAAAAACUGAAAUAAAUCAGACCAAGUGCACCAUCAUGCUUGCGCUGAGUCACAAAAUACCAUCAUGCGGUAUCCUCCAAACACUCUGUGCAGCCAGCAAAAGUUCCUCUGACAUCCAUGUGGUGGGAAACAGGAUAGAUGAACAGAAUUGGCUUCAAAACAAGUGCGAUGGUAACUUAGAGGAGCCAAACAGCUGCAUUUAUUCUGGUCCGCUGGGUGCGUCAUGUGUGGAGUCUGGGCCUGCAUAUGUCAUUCCACCAAUAAACCUAACAGACUGUGUGACAGAGAACAGUUGUAACUGCUCUUCCUACUGCAUCAGAUCUGAUGCGUACUACACGUUUUCCAUUUCACUACAAGAUCCAACAAUGAACUCUUCAUCUCUUUCAUCUCUGAUUUCAAUCCUGGCACAACCACCUGACUGCUCCAUCACUACAAAUGUUACAUGUCAAUUAUUGGCCACGAUUGCAUCUGAGUACAGGAGUGCCAGUGUGGACUGUGAAAUGACUGAAACAAAUCUGAGUUGCAGAGUGAUAUUAGGUUUUGCACGGGAAGUCUCCAUUUGUUCAGUGGCAGAAGCUGUUUUAAAUGUUUUUCUACUUGAAGAAAAGAUCCAGUAUGACGGGCAAGUGAGACGAGCAGCAAUUUGUGGAAGCGCAGAAAUUAAUGCCAACUCACUCAACUUCCAGUUCAGUUAUAAUGAUAGUGAGAAAAGCCCACAUGACUUUUGUCUCGAAAUAAAGGGAUCUAACCUCACAUGCCAAACUGGAGAAAAUAUUGUUGUACAUUUGAAAGAACAAUGUGUUGUACCUACCACAACUAGCCCAAAUGUGACAAUUAGUCCCAACAUGACUAGCCUAAAUACAACAGCUAGCCCAAAUGAGACUAGCCUAAAUACAACAGCUAGCCCAAAUGUGACACUUAGCCUAAAUGCCACAAUUCCUAUAAACUCUACAUUUGACCCAAAUGUGACAGUCAUUACGAACGUGACAACAGUGAGUUCAACAUUACAACCAAACAACACAUUGACUCCAACAACAACCCCAAAAACACAACAGAACACAACAUGGGCCCCAUCAGUGUCCACAACUGCUGCUGGAGGAAAACCGUCAUCAAACACAACUAGAAGCACAACAAGUGGAUUUGUUUCUGUGACCACCUUAGUGAGUUCAACAGGAAAUGGAACAGCUGAAAGCCAAGCCAAAGACCUUCUUGCACUGGCUCAAGACGUGUCAAAACUGACCGCAGCGCAGAUAGAUCAGCUGGUGUCACAGCUAGAGAAGCUUCUGUCAGGCCCGACUGUCAGCAAGGAACUGGGAGACAUCUCCGUCAACAUUGUCAGCAAUCUGUUGGAUGCUUCACCUGACAAGCUGUCGAGCUCCUCUGACAGGAUUAUUGGGAUUGUUGACACUGUGGGGUUAAAGCUGGUGAUUGGAGCCACCGCUGAGAACCUGAUGUACCCUUCUUUGGCUGUCUCUGUGAAACCAGUAGAUGGCGCCAACUUUCAGGAGACAGUUUUUUCCAUCUUAGAUCCAAAUAAUGUUCAGGUUCGGGGGAAUCCAAGGUUGAAAAGGAGCGCAUUAAAGGACUCCUCCAUCCCUCAGGGCUCCAUUACUCUUCCUCCCUCCCUCACUCAAAAUCUAACCGCUGAGGAACAAAAGCUGGUCUCCAGGCUUCAGUUCAAUUUCUACCAGAAGAGCUCAGUCUUUAAGGAUGUCUCAUUAGAACAACGGAAACUUAACAGUGGGAUCUUGGGAGCAAGCGUGGCCAAUCUGUCAAUCGAAGGAUUAAAGGAAAGUGUUGUAAUUCGCCUGAGAAACACAGAACCUGUUCCAGCUAAUUUUGUGGCAGUGUGUGUUUUCUGGGACUUUACAUUUAACAAAGGUUUAGGUGGCUGGAACUCAGAUGGCUGCUUUGUCAAAGAAACCAACGACAAUGAGACAGUUUGUGGCUGCAACCAUUUAACCAGCUUUGCUAUUUUACUGGACAUCUCCAGAGAGACUGUUACCAGUCGUGUUCAGGCCACCAUCCUCACCUUCAUCACAUAUAUAGGUUGUGGACUUUCUGCCAUCUUCCUGUCCGUAACUCUCCUCACUUACUUGGCAUUUGGAAAGCUGCGUAAAGACAUCCCAUCCAAAAUUCUGAUCCAGCUUUGCCUGGCUCUUCUGCUGCUCAACCUGGUGUUCCUGGUGGACGCCUGGCUGGCGCUUUAUCCCACAGCCGUGGGCCUCUGCAUUUCCACGGCCUGGUUCCUUCACUACUUCCUACUGGUUUCCUUCACCUGGAUGGGGCUCGAGGGCGUCCACAUGUACUACGCACUUGUGAAAGUCUUCAAUGACAACAUAUCCCACUACAUGCUGAAGUUCUCGCUGGUGGGCUGGGGAGUCCCAAUGAUAGUGGUCAUCAUUGUGAUCGCGAUUGACAAAAACAACUACGGCCUCAUGUCCUAUGGAAAGUUUUCAGAUGGCACGAGUGAUGACUUCUGCUGGAUAAGAAACGACAUCGCCUUCUAUGUGGCAGUCGUGGCCUAUUUCGGUGUGAUUUUCAUCUUCAACAUGAUCAUGUUUGUUGUGGUCUUAGUCCAGUUGCACCGGAUAAAAAAACAGAAUCCUCAUAACAACAAGCACCGCAGCGCAGUGCAGGACGCACGCAGCAUGAUCGGGAUUACCCUCCUCCUAGGUCUCACGUGGGGAUUUGCCUUUUUUGCGUGGGGUCCUGUUAAUCUGGCAUUUAUGUACCUCUUUGCCAUCUUUAAUUCUCUGCAAGGAUUCUUCAUAUUUGUGUUCCACUGUGCGGUGAAAGAAACCGUCAGAAGGCAGUGGAGGACCUACCUAUGCUGCGGCAACAUGAGACUCCCAGAAAACUCAGAUUGGAGUCGCACUACAACACAGAAAACCACAAAGAAGUCUCCACUGACCUCCUUUACAUCCUCACAAAGCAGUCGGCCAUCCAGAUCUACUUUUCUGCCCAGUACGCCAUCAGGGCAGAUGAACGGCAUUGGAAAUCCACUUGAAGACAGAAUAAUUACAGCUGACGAGGAACCGAGGACAGAUGUGGUUUUCAACGAGAUCAACAGACAGCUCCGGAGUCGACGGGGGUCCUGACCUACAUAGAGCAGCCUGUUAACUGCCUGUAUAGAAUGUAAUUUACCAGAAAAUAUUUAUGUAUUGUUCAUCUCCGUCACAUGUAUUAUUAGUUGACUGAUUUCUAAGAAAUUCUAAGUCUAAAGUUGAAUUUUUUUUUUAACUCUAAAGCUAUUGUGCUUAUUUUUACAUAAUCUUUAUUUAAUAUACAAACCUAUUUAUUUACUUUCAGAUAACAUUUUAAUGUGUAUCUUAGAUUUAAUGAUCUUACACACCUUACAGCUGUUGCUUUCAAACAGCAAAUUAAAGUUCAUAUAACAGUACAUAGACUACA
Xiphophorus hellerii (green swordtail) is the source of this 4710-nucleotide messenger RNA. RefSeq names its product flocculation protein FLO11. The transcript is spliced from 27 exons. Gene Ontology annotation, biological process: cell surface receptor signaling pathway; adenylate cyclase-activating G protein-coupled receptor signaling pathway. The record is from RefSeq and is a predicted model, not a curated record. Gene Ontology annotation, cellular component: plasma membrane. The coding region runs from base 15 to 4397 and encodes 1460 amino acids. Gene Ontology annotation, molecular function: G protein-coupled receptor activity. NCBI's taxonomy places the organism in Eukaryota, Metazoa, Chordata, Actinopteri, Cyprinodontiformes, Poeciliidae.